Molecule: messenger RNA, 1282 nt
Organism: Triplophysa rosa
Lineage: Eukaryota; Metazoa; Chordata; Actinopteri; Cypriniformes; Nemacheilidae
Gene: naa38
Product: N-alpha-acetyltransferase 38, NatC auxiliary subunit
Exons: 3
Coding region: 126-455 (109 amino acids)
Cellular component (GO): NatC complex
Molecular function (GO): RNA binding
Source: RefSeq, a predicted model, not a curated record
GCGCUGUGACAUCAGAUGAAAUUACCUGAAGAAGACUGCUUCUCUCUCUAGGAAUAUCUGGGCUAAACAGCUUUUGGUUUACUUUUGUUGUAUCAUUCAAAUAUUGUAAACUCAAGAAAUCUAAAAUGGCAUCUGAGAGCGAGGAGAAUGGCACGGAAAUGCAACCCGAGGUGGAGGAAACGGCCUAUUCCUUAGCUCGGUUGAAACUCGAGAAUCUGCUGAAUAAGAGCAUGAGGAUUCGUAUGACAGACGGCCGCACGCUGGUGGGGCUUUUCUUAUGUACAGACCGAGACUGUAAUGUCAUCCUGGGAUCUGCACAGGAGUUCCUCAAAUCCACAGACUCUUUCUCACAAGGUGAGCCCAGAGUGUUGGGACUGGCUAUGAUUCCUGGCCAUCACGUUGUUUCUAUAGAAGUGGAAUCUGAAAGCCUUCAGACAACCACCCAUGGACUCUAACCACUUUAAAGACAUUGGACUCUCAAUAUAGACUGAGACUGGUCUGCAUAUAAAUGUUGUGUGAGCAACUACAGAGUCUACUUGAGAUUGGGUUACUUUAAUCCAAAUGGCUAUUGUAACAAAUAUAAUGACAGCUUGAGCUGUGCUUUUUAUUUGGUUACCAUUGGUUACCAUUCUCUUUGUGAUUGUUUAUGAGCAGUUCUCAUUAUUGACUAUCAUUUUUUAAAUAAGUGACAGUUGAAGAAUCAUGGUGAUUUUUGUCAUCGCUUUACAGUUUGGUGCCAUUGGAGUUCUGGUGUUUUGAAAAAUGAAAGUUUUUUUUCUUUGUUUUUGUCUGUGUUUUCAAAAGGCAUACAAGACAACCUCAAGGACUUAAAUUGUGUUGUUUACAAAUUAUUAUAAACCAUUAACUGACAUGUCAACCCUGUUAUAAACAAAUAUAUAACAGCUUAACAGACUUCAAUAUAACUUUAUUCUAUAUAACCCGUAAUGUAAUUAGAAUUCUAUAUACUGUACUUUUAAGUUUUUUUUCGGGACAAACUAACAUAAUUCCCACACAUAAUUGCCAGUCAUGCGUACAAUUUUCUGGAAAGUUAUAAAAACUUUUCAUUUACGUGAAAAUGUUUUCCUUGACAAGUUUUGACUCAUGAAGCCAUACACACACAUAAUUCAUUUAGCUGAUUUAGCUGUGCUAAAUCUAAGAUUGAUUAUAUCUUAUUUUAGAUUUAGAGGUUCAGAAUCACUGCCCAGGUAACAGGGUGGACAUUUAAAAGAAAAACGAGAUUUCUAUUGUGUGAGUAAAAUCAAGAUAUCAUUAAUUUUAGUUA